Molecule: messenger RNA, 555 nt
Organism: Schistocerca americana (American grasshopper)
Lineage: Eukaryota; Metazoa; Arthropoda; Insecta; Orthoptera; Acrididae
Exons: 3
Coding region: 1-555 (184 amino acids)
Biological process (GO): ubiquitin-dependent protein catabolic process
Molecular function (GO): ubiquitin protein ligase activity
Source: RefSeq, a predicted model, not a curated record
AUGGCUAGCGGGGCGGAAGCGGCAGAAGAGCGACCUCCCGGUAUUCGCGCCAGGAGGGGAAGGAGCCCAGUGGAGGGGUCGUGCCGGUGGCUGCUGCGGCUCAUCGCGGACUGCCUCCGAGACGAGGGGGCGGUGGAGGCGGCGGGGGCGGACGCUGCUGAGGGGUGGGGCUGUACGCCGCUGCGCAUCCUGACCCGCCUGUGGAGCCGUCACCAUAUGGAGGUGGAGCCGUCGCGGCUGAUGGCCGUGCUCGACACGGGCGUGCUGUCUGGGGUGCUGGAGCGGCGCGACGGCCGCUACAGGGUGGCAGCCAUCGAGAGGCAGGAGCGGUGCGGCCGGAGACACAGGGCCGGAGAAUGCGCGGGCGCGGAGCCGGCGGCUGGACAGCGUCCCGAGAGCCCCUGCGCCAUCUGCCUGGAGGCGGCGGGGGCGGCUGGGGGCGGCCGCCGUGCAGUGCUGAGGUGCGGCCACGCCUUCCACCACAAGUGCGUGGCCCGCUGGUUCCGCGUGCAGCCCACCUGUCCUCUGUGCAGGCGAUACGCCGCCCUCUGGUAG